AUGGACGCCCUUCUUCCCACCCCGUCCCGCGCAACAUUCAGCCUUGCCGUGCCCUGCAUCUGCGACCCACACGCCUACGAUGGCCAGGGCUUCGAGGAAUACCCCAAGCGCGCCGGCUGGGUCCUCACGCCCGAACGCACCGCCUUCGACAUCGAGAACAACCUCGCAUCCGUCGGCACAUGUCUCGACCGGCGCCUCGACGGCAGCGCGGCCUCCGACGCGCAAAUUGCCGCGUUCCUGCAGCUAUGGCUCUUCUUCGCGCCGCUAGCUGACGUCAUGGCGCUGCGGGGCCAGCCGUUCGAUCCCGCGUGCCUGGUCGAGGAAGCAGCCACCGGGGAACGGCGCAUCACGUUCGCGCCGCUGCCGGGACUUUUCCGCGAGUGGAAAGAGCGCGGGAGGACGCUGCCGCCAAGGGAGAAGAAGCUGCAGUACCGGCGCGUGUCGAACAUCAUCAUGGGCAUGCUCUGCUUCGCCAUCAUCAACUUCACGCCGGUGAAGAAGCACGCGGGGCGCGAGGCGCCGCGUGUGAAGAGGCGCGCUGGGUUUGGAGUUGAGGUGUCGAUCAUGGCGCUGGUGGAGCUGAUCGAGAUCAACUCAAUUAACGACCGCAACGGGCCUGGUGCCGAGUCCAAUAUGGGCGAUACUCACCUUUGCUCGUUUUUGGAGGCCAAAAUGAGAGAGCUGGGAUGGUGUCCCAGCGAGAUUUCGUUGUUCAAUACGCAUUUGGACAAUACGGGUCUGUAUUUCGCGAGCAGGCUGGAUCGGCAGAGUUUAAGGCUGAACCACAGCGCGUGCGCAAUGUCGAAAUGCAGGGCAAGGAACGUCGUCAAGGGUGGCUAUGUGACGAAGCACGCAAGCGACUGCACGAAGAGAGAGCCGGACUUUAUUGGUGUUGAUGAGCAUAUGCUGGAAAAUUUGCUGCAAAACUCCGAGCUCCCGCUUCCCUGCCUUGAUCUUGGCCCGCUGGAAUCCAGGGCCGCUUCAGCUGCAAAGUUGGACUUGGUUACCCCGAAGGAAUAUGUUGCCAUUUCACACGUAUGGUCCGAUGGCUUAGGGAACGAACGGCAAAACUCCCUCCCUCUUUGUCAGCUCCGAAGGCUCAAACGUCUGGCUGGUCAGAUUGGGUGCGAGAUCAUAUGGAUUGACACACUUUGUGUACCUGCAAAAGAUGGAUCAGGCAAGAGGAAGGCAAUAACCCGAAUGGUUGAAGUUUACGAGCGCGCGCAGGCCGUGUUGGUUUUGGACGAGGACCUGCAGCUCACCACAGUCAAAUGCAGCAAAGAAGAGAAGAUUCUACGAAUUGCUCUAUCAGGAUGGACUCGCCGGCUCUGGACUCUUGAAGAAGGAAUGGUAGCCCACAAUAAGUUGCUUUUCCAAUUCGAGGACGGUGCCGAGAGUAUCCCCGAGGUUACAAACCCAGAGUGUGAGAAGAUCGCAUGGGAUACGCAAAGAUUACUGGACCAAGUUCUUCCACGAAGGAAGAUUCCCCGCUCCCGAGAGGGCGAGGCAGGUUCAGCUGCCGACGCAGAAAAUCCCUGGCACUCUCUUCUUGGUGCAGUGUCGUACCGCUCCACAUCCCGUACCAUCGACGAGUCAAUCUGCCUCUCACACAUCCUCGGCCUCGAUAUUUCCGACCUGGUACAAAUAAAGGACGAGAACGAGCGUAUGCGCCACUUCUUAAUCAUGUUGAGCUACUUGAACACCAAAUUACCAGAUCUCCUCUUGUUCUCAUCGGAACCAAAAUUGCCAUUCCCAGGCUUCCGCUGGGCACCCACAACUUUCCUCGAUAUCGACAACGCGGGUGACAGAGACGAUGAAAUGCAGGAAACCUUAGGAACAAGCAUAUCCGGCGGCGGCCGCGGCGUCUCGUGGUCACCGCACGGCGGCUUGCGCGUCGAAACGCUCCGCGUCCGCCGUCUCCUCCUACUCACAGCCGGCGAACCCGUCAAGCGCGCCAUCUUCUUCAAGGAAGGCGCCAUCUGGCGCGUCAUCAUCCCGCGCACGAAGCCCGUCAAAGAGGUCGACGACAACCGGAGGCGCUUCUGGAACGAGGCUGUCGCGAAAGACGUCUUCGAGUCACGCGAUCCGGUAUACGACAGCAGCAGCACGUGGACGAACCUGGCAGACAAGGCCAAUGGUGAUCGCGUGCUGUUUCUCAUCCAGAGCGAGCCCUUCGCUUCGUCUGGCUCGGCGAUCUUGGCGAGCUCGUUGGCGUUGAAGUCGCGGCCGACCUUUCCGCAGGUCGAGCCGCACGAAGUCGAUCUGGAAAUGCAGGUUCAUGUGUUUGAGCUCGAAGCGGGCGGCAAGAACCACGUUGUGGAUGGAGCUGGGUUGAGUUCUGGAGGGGAGAACGUAGGCAUCACGAAAGAGUGGUAUGACGAUAUUGGCGUUGCCAUGGAGGCGUCUUUUCAGAAGUAUUUCGAUGCCGAAAGCUGUACUAAGGGAUCUGUCAUUGUCCAUGAUGUGGAGAAGAUGCCAGGUUAUACACGGAAGGAUAGAAGUGACGAAUACAUCAAGUGGGUCGUUUCAUGA
Molecule: messenger RNA, 2532 nt
Organism: Lasiodiplodia theobromae
Lineage: Eukaryota; Fungi; Ascomycota; Dothideomycetes; Botryosphaeriales; Botryosphaeriaceae
Product: Het domain-containing protein
Exons: 1
Coding region: 1-2532 (843 amino acids)
Source: RefSeq, a predicted model, not a curated record